AUGGACGGCUCGAUGGGCGCCCUCGACCCCCUGGCCGAGGCCAAGCAUUUCGCCCUCACGCAUAUCGUGUACGACCCCUCGUCGCAUCUAGGGAUUCCAUUAGCGCUUCUUUCGCUAUCCCCAAUCUUCCUGUUCGUCGCGUACUUUGCCCUCGUCAUUUUUGGGCGGCGUGUCACACUCCUCCUCCUGGCCAUCGGGAGUGUGGGGAACGAAGUGCUCAGUCUGGGCUUGAAGAGAGUUAUGCGCGCGCCGAGGCCGUAUCCCCACCUUGCUCAUGUCGGGACUGGGUACGGAAUGCCAAGUAGCCAUGCGCAGGCUGGUGCGUUCGUGUUCGCUUGGGCUGCAGGGUAUGCCCUUUCCCAGAGCGAGAGAUACCCCGCUCGAACCGUUUCGGCACGGGCCAAGACUAUGUACGCCAUCAGGACGGGGAUAUACCUCUUCGGUCUGGCCAGCUGGUCGCUCGCCGUCGCAUACUCUCGAUUCGCGCUCCGGUACCACUCCGUCCCCCAGAUCGUGGCGGGCUACGUCGUCGGCCUCGUCGCUGGCGCCGCAUGGUACACUCUCACUGAACAUGUUCCCCGAACGGCUCCCGAGUCGGUGCCGGGCCGCAUCCGCCACACGAUCGAGUGGCUUUGGACGGGCCUCGGAGGUAUCGGAGGGUGGCAGCUUGGCGGCGCUGAAGGCGGCUGGCUCGAGGGGUGGAUGUUUGGCGUCCACGACGAGCGCAAGGUGCAGUAG
This is a messenger RNA of Cutaneotrichosporon cavernicola, 738 nucleotides long. RefSeq lists its product as uncharacterized. Lineage: Eukaryota; Fungi; Basidiomycota; Tremellomycetes; Trichosporonales; Trichosporonaceae. The record is from RefSeq and is a predicted model, not a curated record. Gene Ontology annotation, molecular function: sphingosine-1-phosphate phosphatase activity. Bases 1 to 738 code for a protein of 245 amino acids. The transcript has 2 exons.